This is a messenger RNA of Triplophysa rosa, 4362 nucleotides long. Its product is annotated as mitogen-activated protein kinase kinase kinase kinase 4. Gene Ontology annotation, molecular function: ATP binding; protein kinase activity. NCBI's taxonomy places the organism in Eukaryota, Metazoa, Chordata, Actinopteri, Cypriniformes, Nemacheilidae. The coding region runs from base 104 to 3499 and encodes 1131 amino acids. The transcript is spliced from 32 exons. The record is from RefSeq and is a predicted model, not a curated record. Gene Ontology annotation, biological process: protein phosphorylation.
UUGGUAACUCCGCUGUGGAGGAGCUGGAGAUGGGCAGACAUACUGUUCCUCAAACCAUGAUCAGUUAGUAAACUAUGCGACUUUAGCAGUCGAGCUCUUAAAGAUGGCGAGAGACUUUACAACAACAAGUUUAAGCAAUAUCGACCUCGCCUCCUUACGGGAUCCUGCAGGGAUAUUUGAGCUCAUUGAGGUGGUUGGCAAUGGGACUUACGGGCAAGUCUAUAAGGGUCGACAUGUGAAAACAGGACAGCUGGCUGCUAUUAAGGUCAUGGACGUGACAGAGGAGGAGGAAGAUGAAAUCAAACUGGAGAUAAACAUGUUGAAAACUCAUUCCCAUCACAGGAAUAUAGCCACAUAUUACGGUGCUUUUGUGAAGAAGAGUCCUGCCGGUCAGGACGACCAGCUGUGGCUGGUGAUGGAGUACUGUGGUGCCGGUUCAGUCACAGACCUGCUGAAGAAGACCAAAGGGAACUGUCUAAAAGAGGACUGGAUCGCUUACAUAUGCCGUGAAGUGCUCAGAGGCCUGUUACACCUGCACUCGCAUCAUGUGAUUCAUCGAGACAUUAAAGGACAAAAUGUGCUGCUGACAGAGAACGCUGAGAUUAAACUGGUGGAUUUUGGUGUCAGUGCUCAGUUAGACAGGACCAUUGGAAGAAGAAACACGUUCAUUGGGACGCCAUAUUGGAUGGCACCAGAAGUGAUUGCGUGUGAUGAAAACCCAGACGCUACAUACGACUACAGGAGUGACGUGUGGUCUCUGGGCAUCACAGCUUUGGAGAUGGCAGAGGGAGCACCGCCCUUGUGUGACAUGCAUCCAAUGAGAGCGCUCUUUCUUAUUCCACGAAACCCACCUCCCAAACUGAAGUCCAAGAAAUGGUCUAAAAAGUUUCUGACAUUUGUGGACAGUUGUCUUGUGAAGAACUACCAGCACAGACCGUCCACAGAAACCCUCUUACGUCACUCGUUUAUCAAAGACCUCCCCAAUGAACGGCAAGUCCGCAUAACACUCAAAGAUCACCUGGACAGAACCAGAAAGAGGAGACGAGAGAAAGAGGGAAUGGAAUAUGAAUACAGUGGAAGUGAAGAUGAAGAUGAUGGUAUGAAUGAGGAUGAAGGUGAACCCAGCUCUUUAGUGAACCUUCCCGGCGAGUCCACGCUGAGACGAGAGUUUCUUCGACUGCAGCAGGAGACACACUCACAAACACAACUGCUCCAACAACAGCUCCAACAUCAAGACAACUACAAGAGACAACUGCUCGCCGACCGACACAAGAGAAUUGAGCAACAGCAGGAGGAGAGGCGGCGCUUUGAAGAACAACAGACGAGACUGUUACAUGAGACUGGACUGCAGUGGCCAGAGCUUCAGGAGAUGAUAUGGCAAGAGUCUAAGGAUGGUGACCAUCACAGGACCGAUGCUGAAUCAGGGCCUGUAGCUGAGCAGCCCCAGCAGGGCAGGAAACCCCACCGAACGCUUCCUAGAGAUCAAACCCAGCUGCUGUUCCUCCAGCACAAGAGCCCUAGAGCCGCACCCAGCUGCCCCGCCACACCACAUGAUGCGAUGACGGCCAUGUUGGAUUCUCUGGACAACCAUCACGUGAAUCUGAAUCAGAUAGCCGUCAGGAUUCCUCAGUCCCGCUUGGGGUCAGGAAGCAACUCGAGUCCAUGUACUCCAGCGCUCCAGAGAGCCGCCAAACCCCCGAACAUGAACCUGUGCUCCAGCGGAGAGAUUCAUCACAGCAGCUCAAUGUCUGAUGUCUCCACCACGCCUCUCUCUCCAACAUUAGAUGAUGUCUUCUUCAACCCCGCUCAGCAGCCACCCAAGAUUCCUGAGCGAACGACCUCAAAGUACUGCAAAGAUGUCAUGAGCCAUCACAGAUUUGGAUCCACUGGAGGCUGUCCGUCUCCUCUGGACCACAGUGUGAACAUGUUUUACUCCAGCAGCAGUCAGUCAGGUCACCAGAGGACGAACAGCCCACCAGAACACAACAGAAACACUGUGACAUCACCUCAAAACCAGGGUUUUGGAAUGAAGUCACACUUGAGUCCGUUAGUGAAGUUAGCCGAGUACUCUUCCUCCAGUGAUGAUGAAGACGAGAAGAGCAGGUCUCCAUUGAGCAAUGGGAGGAGUUUGAUAUCCCGAGGACAGUGUAAUGAAAUAGUUCUUCAACCUCAUCCCAAUGUGAAACCGCAGCAGCAGAGUGCAGCAAUGCAAACACAUCACGUCCAUCAGAGAGCAGCCGGAUCACAUGACACCUGUGGUCUGCCAGACCUCCUGCACAAGAGCCGCGAACACCGCCAGAUAACAACGCAAAACUCGUUUGAUAAGUUAAUAAACACACAGGCAGGGAAAAGCACCUCAUCAUCUUCCUCUUCCUUCUCGCCGUUUAUUGACCCUCGACUGUUGCCGAUCUCACCCCCUCAGAGUCCACCGGGAUACAGUCAAUUGAACGGCAGGAGACAGACGCACAGGAAAGGUUCGGUGGUGAACGUCAAUCCCACAAACAUCAGACCUCAGAGUGAUGCACCAGAGAUCCGUAAAUACAAGAAGAAGUUCAAUGCUGAAGUCCUCUGUGCCAGUCUGUGGGGUGUGAAUCUGCUGGUGGGCACAGAGAACGGUCUGUGGCUGCUGGACCGCAGUGGUCAGGGCAAAGUUUACUCUCUCAUCAGCCGCAGACGCUUUCAGCAGAUGGAUGUGCUGGAGGGACUCAAUGUUCUCAUCACCAUCUCAGGUAAGAAAAACAAGCUGAGGCUGUACUACCUGUCCUGGUUGAGAAAUAAGAUCUUGCGGAAUGAUCCAGAAGUGGAGAGAAAACAGGGCUGGACAUCGGUGGGUGAACUGGAGGGCUGUGUCAGCUAUAAAGUGGUUCGCUAUGAAAAAAUCAAGUUCCUGGUUAUCGCUCUGAGGAACGCUGUGGAGGUCUUUGCAUGGGCUCCAAAACCAUAUCACAAGUUUAUGGCUUUUAAGUCUUUCACAUCACUGCCUCAGAAGCCUCUCUCAGUUGACCUGACGGUGGAGAAUGGACAGAGGUUAAAGGUCAUCUAUGGCUCUCACUUUGGUUUUCAUGCCAUUGAUGUGGACUCAGGCACACCCUUCGAUCUCUACCUGCCCAGUCAUAUCCAGGGCGUGAUUCGGCCUCACGCCGUCAUCAUCCUCCCCAGCAGCCGUGGGAUGGAGCUGUUGCUGUGUUACGAGGACGAGGGCGUCUAUAUUGACACCUAUGGCCGCAUCACCAAGGAGACGGUGCUGCAGUGGGGGGAGAUGCCCGCCUCUGUCGCUUACCUUCAGUCAAAUCAAGUGAUGGGUUGGGGAGAGAAAGCCAUUGAGCUCAGAUCUGCCAAGACUGGGAAUCUGGAGGGAGUGUUCAUGCAUAAAAAAGCUCAGAAGCUCAAGUUCCUGUGUGAGAGAAAUGAUAAAGUUUUCUUUGCUUCUGUUCAGUCUGGUGGAUGUAGUCAAAUCUACUUCAUGACAUUAGGACACAACUCGCUCUUCAACUGGUGAUCUGCUGGAGUUUUACUGGGUAAACCACUUUACUCCUUCCACUUUGUCUAUAUCCCAUAAUGAAGAUCACUUUCCGUAUACAUGUGUCAACACUUUUAUAUAAGUGAUGCAUACAGUAUAUAUCAUAUAUAUUUUAUGAUGUGAAAGCAAGUGAUAUUAGUGCAAAUAUAAAGUGUUCAUACAGUAUCAUCAUUCAUUGCGUUCUGACAGUGUCAGCAUUAUUUGCUUUGCCUUACUUCAAAACAUUCAUCCAUUUUCAGACUUUUUUAUUCUUAUUAUUUUGGGACAUAUCUUGCAAAAUGGACCGAUAUUUUAUCCCAAUACUUUAUUUUCGUUUUUGCAUAAUAACAACCAUGGCUGGUACACGGUUUGAUGUGAAACCAAUACUAACAACACAUAGAUUUAUAACUCUCUUACCAAUUCAACUGUUGCUCAAUCAGUUAUUGUAGCAUUUUGGGGCUUUUUUACGCUUCAGCAUUAAAAUCAUACACAAGACUUUAAACAUUAAGCUUUAACACAUUUAAAGGUAUUCUAAACAUCUUUUUUUGUAUUGUUUAUUAUACUGCUCUCCUCAUAUUAAAAAAACAUGAACGGACAGGAGACAUAAUGAUGAUCAAUGUUUUAUAAAAAAAGACAUUUUGUUUUGAACACGGUUUGCAUGUGGAUCAGAUAUUAGAUACUUACUGUGACGGGUCUGAACAUUGUUUUGUUUAAUGUUAUAAAAAAAUGAAACUUUCUUCAAACAAAUUGAAACGUUCAUGUCAUCAGUAAUCAUAUUUGCCACAUUUAAAAGUAAAUAUAUUUUGCAAUGAAAUGUAAAAAAGUGUAAAUAGAUAUGAAUAAAUAAUCUAAUCAGACAUAAA